AUGGCUCCUUCUUCGGGCGGCCUCGACUGUGGGUUUUACCUGUACUUAAGGCGUUCUUGGAAGCUCAUGAAUUGGGCUUUGAGUGAUGACAUUUCUUUGCUGGGGAAAGAAAUGAAUGGGGAAGAGAAGAGCUGCUUCGGCAGCUGGGGGAAAGCAUCUGGCAAUGUCCGAGAUGCACAACCGUGGGUGGCUCAGCGACUGCAAACGCUGAGCGCUUUCAUUGUUCGAGCACGUGAUUUUCAGCUUCAGCUGUUCCAGAAGGACUUUGAUUUCUUGGCUCAGCGCGGUGUGCCGAGAACUAUAGUGUGGAGUGCAGUUGGGGCCUUUGGCUUGUGGCCAGGGGCUUCAGUGGGGGCCAGCUCAGAUGGCACCAGUGGGGGCAGCAACUAUGCUGCUGUGGCAGAUCCUUGCCAGUCGGGGAUUGGUAUUGCAUCUGCCGAGGAUGAUUCUCAGGUGCAGCUCUCGAUGAGUGAUUGUCGAGAGGAUGCCCUAGCUGAACCAGAACCGCCUAUAUCUCAGCUGUGCAUGUUCGAGGCUACUCUUUCAGAGGAGUUUCUUUACUAUGCACCGCAACUGCAAGCAUGUCAACCUGCGUGUGACCUGGACUCUGGUGCUGGGCUGCGCGGACCGUCGACUGCAACUCCUGAGUACUCUGAUUGUGUGAAUCAAGAAACGGAAAAGACCCGUGAAGGGGCAAAGAGCCUUAGAGGCCUAGCUAGUGACGAUUGUGAGUGUCAAGAAAUCAACAAGACCCGCGAAAGGGCAAAGAGCCUUAGUGGCCUAACUAGUGCUAAUUGUGAUGGUGAGUGCGAGCCUGACUGUAGGACGAAGAGCCUGUAUGGCCGUGUUCUUAGCGUACUGUGGGAGCUCAGCACUAUCAAGACCCGCGCAAGGGCAAAGAUUGAGUCGGAAGCUGGACCGUCGGUGCUAGCUAAGACUGAUAGAGGUAGACCUGGCUCCCCGGAGCCCCCCUGUCCUUCCUUCUUGCCGCGCUGUCGCCAUGGCCCCGACUUGCAGGAACCCGUGCUUCGAGGCGACCGUGGCUUCGUCGUCCCGGACAAGGACUAUGCCGAGUGCAGUGGUGGAUGCCUGCAGCAGGGUAAAGGCGAAGGUGCAGUGCAAGCCAAUGUUGUGCCCCAGGCCGUGCCUGUUGCCCCCGAUGGCAAGGGGAAGGCAAAAGGGAAGCACAAAAGCGCUGGAUCUGGUGAUGCAGCUCGCAAUGUUGACUCCGCCAAUCCUUCCGGGAAAGAUGCCUGGAAGCUUGUGGAGCGCAAGCCGAAAACUGAGGAACCAUUUGAGCUUCGUCAGCAGGAUUCGGAUGCGAACAUGCAAAACAGCGAGAAUUCGGAUAAGUCCAAGCAGUCAGAUGGCGAUGCAAAGCGCCAGUGCACCUCCAAGCGACCGGUCAACACGUUGGUGCAGUACAGACAGGCCUUGCAUAACCAUCUUGCCAAGCAUCACAACGGAGCUGGACUCCCUGGGCGAGUCACUCGCCCGAAGGUGUCAAAGGACCAUCGUGCCUCGCAUCACCCGGAGAUUCCUCCAGCUGAGUGGUCCGCCAUCAGUCGGGUUCAGCCCACGCCUUUCGCUCAACUGCCGGAGGACACCAGGCGAACUUUUGCGGAAGGAGUUCGCACUCGCAGGCUUGCCAAGACUGCACUCAAAGAGGUCCGAGCCCCAAGGUUCCCGGGCCUCCAGACCUUUGUGUGGCCUGUUGCGAAGUACCAACCUGGAGGCAAGGCCAAGCAUGCGAAGGAGCCUGGGGGCCCCCACAUCAAGCGCAUAUCACUUGAGCAUGGAUGGAAGUGCCUUGCCUGUGGUGUCCCAUCCAAGGAUCUCCCGACUGUCAAGCUCCAUGCCAAGGGGAAGUGUCGGCCUCUUCACAACGAGCAUGCGGUUCGCAAGCGGCGAAUUAAGCAUUUCCGCACCAUGCACCAGUGGGUUUUGUCAGCGAAGCUACCGUCUAAAGAGAAGACCACCCUCUGCACUGCAAUCGAUGCGGCUAUCGUUGCCGUCGAUCAUGAGGUUGACAUUAACAAGCAGUCAGCUCCAGGCUAUGUGGCUGAAUGGCGUAGGAAGGGUUACUCCGCAAUUUUGAGUCCGCUCGACGAGGAGGUGCACGCCCACAGUCGCAUCGCUGCUGGACUAGUGGAAGUCAAGCGUGCUGACCAUUUUGAGCAUGUUCUCGUUGUGGCGGUCUACGGCUUCCCAGGGGAUGAAGCCGCCACUGCUGUGUUGGUCCAGGACCUGCUGCGUGCCAUCCAUUGUUAUGGCGGUUGCUUUGUGGUUUUAGGCGACUUUAACACCACUCAAGAAGAAAAUGCGGUAGGAAAAUUCCUUCAGCAGGGACUCGUGCGAUCGCUGGACGAGGCGGGGGGGCGCCUGUUUGCUGACCUCCCCUUCGUGUCAUUGGAUGACAUUCCUUCGGUCACUUCCUGGGUCGCAGGCCUCACUGAGGAUUUCGCGCUUCAAGAAAAGAAGGCUGCGGUGCAACAGUGGCAAGAUCGUGUUUGUACCAAUGAGAAGCUCAGUACUCGUUGGAUUAAGCGCAAAGCGGAUGAGAAGUUGCAGCAAGAAGCUCAGGCCCCUGACCUUGCGAAGCAUGCUGGUGCUGUCCACCCCGCUGCAUUCUUGCGUGACCAAGCGGAAGUUUGGACAAAACAGUGGACUGCUCCGGAGAGGCACAUUGAUCUCGCUCGCGUCGAAGAGGCUUUCAGGUGCCUUCCUGAUGCGUCCACUCUAUCGACCGGAGUCAUCAGCCUUUCUGUUGAGACCCUUCGUGCUUCGGCUGCGGCCAUGCGCAACAAAGCGGCCGGGCCGGACCAGUGGACGGCGGAGCAACUGCUCCGUUUGCCCACCGCUUGGUGGGAGGCUUUUCUGCAGCUCUGGUUGUUUAUCCUCCAAAAUGGAAGUGUUCCUGAAUGCUGGCGUCGCGUGAUAGUCACUCUGGUGCGUAAACCUGCAGGGGGCACGCGUCCGCUGGGACUGUGCUCAAUCGCGUGGCGUGUUGGCACCCGUGCCAUAAAUCGCAGCCUGCGUGGUUGGGUCCAGUCGUGGGCCGAGCACGGUGCUCUGGGGGCCGCCCCUGCCAGAGGGGUGGGAGAUGCUCAUGCAAGACUUAUGCUCGCCAGGCGUGCUGGCGCCCGGCAUUUUUUGAAACAAGACCUCAGUCACUUUUUUGACUCAAUCCAUGUAGGCACUGCCGUUCACCUCUUGAAUAGGCUAGGUGCCCCUCCCGAACUUGGGCGUCUUCUCGUCUCCUUCUAUGGUGGCCAGCAGAGGCUUUUCAAACAUGAAAGGUACCUGCACGAUCAGUGGACCCCUGUGUCGAUCGGAUGCAUCCAGGGAUGUCCUCUCUCCCCGACAAUUGCACUGGCCUUCGGCCACUUAUGGUCUCGAUUCUGCGCCACCCCGGGCACCAACAACCUCAUCUUCAUAGAUGACCGGGUUCUGUGGCCCUUGCCUGGAAGCGCUCAGCCGGCUCGCCUGCUUGAUGCUGCUCUUGACAAAAGCACGGAGUUCGAUUCCAUCUUUGGGUUUAAGUGUCGCCCUUCCAAGUGUGCAGUCGCUCAGCCUCCAGGCGAGGAUGUGCUCACUGCUUUUGCCUCUGCUAAGGGUUACGAAGUUCAGCACACUCUUGAAAUCUUGGGGAUUGUCAUGCACUUGGAAGAAGAGUCCAACUCCCUCUUGCCCAUGCGUGGCAAGUCACAGCUGAUGGGAGCCAGAUUACUCGUCAAGAUGCUCAAGGCUGCACUCGACGAUUUUAUUUUGGCUGUGAUCAUAAAAAUGUUUUAA
This is a messenger RNA of Symbiodinium sp. CCMP2592, 3795 nucleotides long. The record is from the annotation of a GenBank genome assembly. NCBI's taxonomy places the organism in Eukaryota, Dinophyceae, Suessiales, Symbiodiniaceae.